Molecule: messenger RNA, 1295 nt
Organism: Dendrobium catenatum
Lineage: Eukaryota; Viridiplantae; Streptophyta; Magnoliopsida; Asparagales; Orchidaceae
Product: cell number regulator 6-like
Exons: 4
Coding region: 272-997 (241 amino acids)
Source: RefSeq, a predicted model, not a curated record
GCCUUUAAUUUUUUUCAAAGUUGCCGUUGCGGUCUAAAUCCGGCGCUGCGAGGUUUUUUCUCGCUCCACCCUGGUCUCUUGUUUCGCUCAGAUCUGCCGGCGACCUCUGAUAAGACUCGCAGAUCCGAAGUCCUCUGUAAUCUUUCCGUUCUUGUGGAUCGGAAAGCAUUUUCUUUUACCGAAGGAUCUUAUCCAGAAAGAGGCAGAGACGUCCGUCUCCGGUUUUGUUGACUAAAUUCCCUCUCUUUUCCAUCGGAGUCGACGAAGAUCAAUGGGGGAAAACCCGGCGGCUUCACGCUAUGUGAAGCUAACCAAGGAGCAUGAUACGCCGAUCGAGGAGAUCCGCCCGGGAGAGCUUAAUCAGCCUGUUAGGGUUCCUCAGUUGGAAGUUCGUAAAUGUAAUGAGUGUGGGCAGCCGCUGCCAGAAAGCUACGAACCUCCAGCUGAUGAACCCUGGACGACUGGAAUCUUUGGUUGUGCAGAGGACCCUGACAGCUGUUUGACUGGGUUGUUUUGUCCAUGUGUACUGUUUGGUCGUAACGUGGAGAGGAUUAAAGAAGAUAUUUCAUGGAGACAACCAUGCGUUCUACAUGCUAUCUGUGUAGAAGGAGGUGUUGCACUUGCAGCUGCUACAGCAAUAUUCCAUGGUGUUGACCCUAGGACUUCAUUUCUUAUAGGAGAAGGACUAUUGUUUGGUUGGUGGAUGUGCGGUAUAUACACUGGUAUAUUUCGGCAGUCUCUGCAGAAGAAAUAUCAUCUCAAGAACUCUCCAUGCGACCCUUGCAUGACCCAUUGCUGCUUCCACUUGUGCGCAAACUGUCAAGAACACAGGGAAAUGAAGGCUCGUCUGUCUGAAAGCACUGUUACUCCAAUGACAGUCGUUAAUCCACCUGCCAUUCAAGAAAUGAGUGCAAAUCAGAACCAGGAAUCUGUAGCAUCUGGUAAUGGUGGGCUUCAGAAUCAGCAUGCAACUACUUUGGAGAUGCAGGCUUUGUAGGAAUGCUUAGGAUUUCUUUACAGAUUAAGGUUUCGUUUGGAACAGCUUUUUUGUGGCUUUUUAAAAUAGUUUUAGUAUAAAAAUUUUAAUUUUUGUAUUAGAAAAUUGUUUUAAGAAGCAUAAAGAAAGUUGUUCCAAAUGAAGCUGAAGACAAGUGAUUUGAUACUUGGCUCAGUUUAUACAGCUGAUUUUUUUUUUUUUUUUGUUGUUGAAGAAUAUCUCCAUCAAUACAGUCCAUUUCUUGAUUUCCCUUUGAUUAUAUUUCAAAUGGAAAGUUUAUGCUGAACUAUUCUUUUUA